GCGCAUAUGGCAACAGCUCGGACGUCAUUCGCAUCGUUCGGACAUGUUCGGCAGUAGCUCGCCAGUGUCAGCCCGCAAUUACGAAGCAGAAGCUGUAUUUUAUGUGUGCUGCGCCACAAACGUUUACCCAAUUCGAAAUGGGCUCCGAAAGGUGGUCUUCUGAGAAUAAUAUUACAUUCAUGAAUCUCUACAGAGAACAAGAAAACCUAUGGAAUUGUUUUGAUAAAAAUUAUAAAAAGAGAGAUAUGAGAAAAGCAUCUUUGGAAUACAUUGCAAACGAAAUGAGUCUAGUUAACACCAGUGAGCCUAUCGAUACACCGUCGGGGUCCAAAAUUUUGGAAGAUGAUGUUAGUCGGGACAUUGAUGAUAAAACUGAUAAUAGAUCAAUCGACUCCAGCGACACCUCGUUGAUCAAACAUAAAAAUCCAGUUCAAGUUGAAAAUAAAAUAAAGCAUAACAUUACCCAAGAAACGAGUGGAAUUGCAGCAGCUAUUAAUGAGCUUAAACAACUGAAUAGUACUAUACAAACUUCCAGUUGUUCUCAGCAAUGUGAUGAGUACGAUGUUAUUGGAAAACAUGUCGCUAUUCAACUGAGAGGGCUCCCAUUACUCGAUUUUAUAGACGCCAAAGAUGAAAUCCAACAAGAUCCAGUGUACCAAGUGAUUCAUUCCCAGGACCUGUCCCAAUAUCUGAUCGGCCCGCAGAAACAGUUUCUCGGCAGCCAGUUCAAACAGUUGUUGGACAACCAUCAAAUGCAUCAUACGAGGGUAUCCACUUUGGUGAUCCACUAG
Acanthoscelides obtectus is the source of this 791-nucleotide messenger RNA. NCBI's taxonomy places the organism in Eukaryota, Metazoa, Arthropoda, Insecta, Coleoptera, Chrysomelidae. The record is from the annotation of a GenBank genome assembly.